This is a messenger RNA of Suncus etruscus (white-toothed pygmy shrew), 933 nucleotides long. Its product is annotated as olfactory receptor 2D3-like. NCBI's taxonomy places the organism in Eukaryota, Metazoa, Chordata, Mammalia, Eulipotyphla, Soricidae. The record is from RefSeq and is a predicted model, not a curated record. Gene Ontology annotation, molecular function: olfactory receptor activity; G protein-coupled receptor activity. Gene Ontology annotation, biological process: G protein-coupled receptor signaling pathway. The transcript has a single exon. Bases 1 to 933 code for a protein of 310 amino acids. Gene Ontology annotation, cellular component: membrane.
AUGGGUACAGAAAACCAAACCUAUCUUACUGAAUUAAUUUUGCUGGGCCUUUCUUCAGACCAGCACACUCAGAUCCUGCUAUUUGUUCUGUUUGUCAUCAUCUACCUGCUGACUGUAUUUGGAAAUAUGCUCAUCAUGGUAUUAAUUCAUAUUGACUCUAGACUUCAUACGCCAAUGUAUUUUUUCCUUAAAAAUCUGUCAUUUAUUGAUCUCUGUUUCUCUACAAUAAUUGUUCCACAGAUGUUAGUCCAUAUGUUAGUAAUAAAAAAGGCCAUUUCUUUUGCUGGGUGUUCAAUUCAGAUGAUUGUUUUCCUAGUAGUUGCUGCUACUGAAAGUUCCCUCAUAGCAGUGAUGUCCUAUGAUCGCUAUAUUGCUGUCUGCAAACCCCUUCAUUAUCCCACUAUUAUGACCCACAAAAUAUGUGUCCAACUGACCAUAGGAUCUUGGGUCAGUGGAAUAUUUGUAUCUCUAGUAGAUUCAUCAUUUACAUUAGGUGUCUCAUACCAUGGACAUAAUGUAAUUAAUCAUUAUUUUUGUGAACCACCUGCACUCUUAAAGUUGGCUUCAGAAGAAACCUACAACGCUGAGAUGGCCAUCUUUGCAAUGGGCGUGCUAAUCCUCCUUGGUCCUGUCUCCCUCAUUAUUUUCUCAUAUUGUAAUAUUAUCUCCACUGUGAUUCGAAUCAAAUCUGGGGAUGGGAGACGCAAGGUCUUUUCUACCUGUGGUUCUCAUUUCAUUGUUGUUAUCUUUUUCUAUGGCUCAACAAUAUUUACCUAUAUGCAACCAAACUCUAAGAAAAAGAAUGAGGGGGGUAAGGUGAUUUCAGUGUUCUACUCUGUUAUGACCUCUAUGUUAAAUCCAUUCAUUUAUAGCCUGAGGAAUAAGGAUGUAAAGGAUGCAUUCAGGAAACUCUUAGAAAAACAAAGUCUUUGA